CUUCCGCCGGUCCCAGAAGGCGCCGGGCGUGCUCCGGGAAGGUCGUGCAGGGGAGAGGCCGCUGUGUUGCGUGUCGGUACCAUGCUGGCUGCCGGUGUCCGUAGGUUCACCACCUCCGUCCUCCGCAGGAGCCACUACGAGGAUGGACCCGGGAAGAACCUUCCAUUUUCUGUGGACAACAAAUGGCGGUUACUGGCAAUGAUGUGUGCGUUCUUUGGAAGUGGAUUUGCUGCCCCUUUCUUUAUUGUCAGACAUCAGCUUCUUAAGAAAUGAAGGGGACAAACUGUAAUUACGCUUACUGGAGUUGAAGUCUUCUAUACAGCAACUUAAGUGGAAAAAGUAUCUGCAAUUGUGUACCAUGCUGGAUAUGUCUAAAUAAAAUUUAAAUCUGAAA
Messenger RNA from Phasianus colchicus (ring-necked pheasant), 394 nucleotides. It is a transcript of the gene COX7C, whose product is annotated as cytochrome c oxidase subunit 7C. Gene Ontology annotation, cellular component: respiratory chain complex IV. The record is from RefSeq and is a predicted model, not a curated record. NCBI's taxonomy places the organism in Eukaryota, Metazoa, Chordata, Aves, Galliformes, Phasianidae. Gene Ontology annotation, biological process: mitochondrial electron transport, cytochrome c to oxygen.